AUGUCCGUCAUUGAAAUUAAUGCUGUAAGAGUGUUUUCUUUUGCCUUUUUUGCUCGAUACGCAUUUCCUUUAUCAUCAACUGUUUUCCUUAUUGCUAAAAGAAAAUUUUGCGUGUAUCGUUUGGAUCCGCCUUAUGCAACAAAUAAAUAUCAAACAAAUAUAUACAGCCUUUUUGGCAUUGGAGUGACCGAUUGGGAUGAAAUUGCCUGGUAUGAUUUCGUGGGAAUGGAAAAGGAUGAUCAUCGUCCACCCAUGGUCAUGACCAUGAAUAUCACUACCAUUACCUAUCAUCAGUCAUGUCAAUCAGCUUCAAACAAUAUCAACGGUUAA
Molecule: messenger RNA, 330 nt
Organism: Loa loa (African eye worm)
Lineage: Eukaryota; Metazoa; Nematoda; Chromadorea; Rhabditida; Onchocercidae
Exons: 5
Coding region: 1-330 (109 amino acids)
Source: RefSeq, a predicted model, not a curated record